Molecule: messenger RNA, 1552 nt
Organism: Esox lucius (northern pike)
Lineage: Eukaryota; Metazoa; Chordata; Actinopteri; Esociformes; Esocidae
Gene: cmklr1
Product: chemokine-like receptor 1
Exons: 2
Coding region: 95-1162 (355 amino acids)
Biological process (GO): chemotaxis; positive regulation of macrophage chemotaxis; phospholipase C-activating G protein-coupled receptor signaling pathway
Cellular component (GO): plasma membrane
Molecular function (GO): G protein-coupled receptor activity; complement receptor activity
Source: RefSeq, a predicted model, not a curated record
GUCACAAGUGACUGCCAAAGCUAUAUUGACAAACAGCACUGGACACUGACAUGCGAGCGCCAUCAAUUGAACUCUAAGAGAUUCCUGGAAAACAAUGGAACAAUCUGAAAUAGAACUUGAUUUAAGUUAUGAUUAUUUUGUGGAUUAUAGCAAUUAUACCAAUGACAAUUUUACUCCAACUGAGGAGGAGAUGCAUUUCAAACCCUCUAAGACAUGUUUUGCUGAGUUUCCAUGUGUCAUCCUCCUGGUGGUCAAUGUGGUCAUCUUUCUGCUUGGGAUUUCUGGGAAUGCGGUAGUCAUUUGGAUCGCAGGUCUCAAGAUGAAGAAGACAGUCAACACCACCUGGUAUCUCAGCCUGGCCAUUUCUGACUUCAUACUAUGUGCCUGUCUCCCCAUAAACAUAAUCCACAUUGCAACAAAGGAGUGGCUCUUUGGACUGUUCAUGUGUAAGUUCACCUCUUUUGUGAUGUUCCUCAACAUGUUCAGCAGCAUCUUCCUCCUGGUCAUCAUCAGCGUUGACCGCUGUGUGUCUGUGAUGUUUCCAGUCUGGGCUCAGAACCACCGCACAAAGGGCAAAUCCUCAGUUAUGGUGGUCAUGGCCUGGCUUUCUUCUGUUGCCUUAAGUAUACCCUCUGUGGUGUUCAGAGAUGUCCAGAACCUAUUAGGGAAUAACUUGUGUUUCAACAAGUACCCAGAUAAACAAAGCCAGAAAAUGAUCGCAAUGAGUAGGUUUGCUGCUGGAUUUGUAAUACCAUUCCUCCUCAUCACCUUCUGCUACUCCGUUAUCAUUCUGCGACUGAGAACCAACCGAAUGAUGAGCAGGUCCUCAAAGCCCCUCAAAGUAAUGACUGCCCUGAUAGCCACAUUCUUCAUCUGCUGGCUGCCCUACCAUGUUUUUGUACUUCUUGAGCUAAACCACCAAAAUCACGACCUGAGGGUUAUAAAAAUUGGACUUCAGAUAGGCACUAUAGUAGCUACUGCCAAUAGUUUCUUGAACCCAAUUCUGUAUGUUUUCAUGGGGAAUGACUUCCAACAGAAAUUCAAGAGCUCCAUACUGUCUAAGAUUGAGAAUGCGAUUGGAGAGGAGGGUCGCACCACCAGUCGCUACCUGUCUAGGUCCAGCUCCAUGGAGGGCAGCCGCAGAGCCUCGACACAUAUCUAAUACUCUGUGAGGAUUAUAAGGACUCACUGGGGUUGGGCCUCAUGUUAACUAACCAACAGUUUUGAUUUGUUUCUCUUGUGAAUAACUGAGUAUGGUCUUGCAAUUAGUCCUACAGCAAUUAUUUCCAACCAAGUUCAAUGUCAUUCUCUUACAUGCAGAUAUCACAUUUUCAUUUGAAUCUAUUUCAAAUAUAAGGAAAAUAUUCUUACAGCAAUUGGAAAUUUUAUUGUAAUUAACAUACCAUUUUCGUUAGGGCAAAACCUGUCUUACAUGAUAUACUCGAAAUUAUAAAAAUGAUAAGCCUUUUUUAACCUUGCAUACAUUACAAGGUUCCAUGUGCAUUAUUAUUGUAACAACAAGAGGAUGAAAUAAAUAUGGAAUCUGGUUAAA